AUGAAAAUUUUAAAAGAUUAUAAAAGAAAAGAUAUAAAGAUAUUUUUAUAUAUAAAAAAAGAAUUUCUUACAUUGAAAUGUAAAAACCAGUCUUAUUGUUUGAAACUUAAUAAUUUAAUUAACGAUAGACAAAAAGCAAUAUUAAUUAUUAUUUCAUAUAUUUUCUUAAAAAAUAUUAAUAAUUUAUUUAUGAAAGAUGUUUCGUUAGAUUUAAUGCAGAAUUAA
Pneumocystis jirovecii RU7 is the source of this 225-nucleotide messenger RNA. RefSeq lists its product as uncharacterized. Lineage: Eukaryota; Fungi; Ascomycota; Pneumocystomycetes; Pneumocystales; Pneumocystaceae. The transcript has 8 exons. The record is from RefSeq and is a predicted model, not a curated record. The coding region runs from base 1 to 225 and encodes 74 amino acids.